Molecule: messenger RNA, 680 nt
Organism: Salvia hispanica
Lineage: Eukaryota; Viridiplantae; Streptophyta; Magnoliopsida; Lamiales; Lamiaceae
Product: cytochrome b-c1 complex subunit 6-1, mitochondrial-like
Biological process (GO): mitochondrial electron transport, ubiquinol to cytochrome c
Cellular component (GO): respiratory chain complex III
Source: RefSeq, a predicted model, not a curated record
ACUCCAACUCCACCUCUCACAAUACAAUAGAAUAAUGUAAUGAUAGAUUAUUUUAUAGCAUUGUGAAUUGUGAGAGAUGGAGUAUAGGUGGAGUAGGAAGAUUGGAUUAGGAGAUCCUCUAAAAAAAAAUGGGGAGUUUUAAUGGUUCUUUAUUGGAAUUUCACAUCGUCCCGUUGGAAUUGAAUAAUCCAAGGGUUAUUUGACGAAGCCAGAUCCCUGUCAUCAGAUCUUCCUCCGAGCAAUCUCUGCCGCCUCUCCUUGCUCAGUUGCUUGCUUGGCUGUUUGCCUUUUUCUUAACGAUGGCUGACGAUGAGCCUGUAGAUCCUAAAAGGGAACUUGAAGACCGAUGCAAGGCUCCAUGCACACGCCCACUUAAAGAAUAUCAGGCAUGUGCUAAAAGAAUUCAAGGUGAUGAAUCUGGACAUAAGCACUGUACCGGACAAUACUUUGACUAUUGGCGUUGCGUUGACAAAUGUGUUGCAACUAAGCUAUUUACUCAUCUUAAAUAACAUAACAGAAGAAUACCCACAUUAGCAUCAUAGAUCCAGAUUAUCAUCUUUUGUUUCAAAAGACCGACACUUGAGUUUUAUUGUGUUCUUGUUGUGAACAAAUGCUAUGCUAGUCCUUGGGCACAUGGAAUUUUGAGUUUCGGAGAAAUAAGAAUUUGGAAUGGUGAUUUA